AUUACCACUACUGCCACAAACCCCGCAAACGCGGAAGCUGCGGCUCUUCUUCGGGAAACCUCCGGAUCUCCAGGAUGACGACGACGGGAGGGCGCGCGCUCCUGCUGCUGCUGCUCGUGGUGGCCUCGGCGGUGCUCGUCCAGAUCCGCGCCUCGGACCCGUUGCUCUACGAGUCGUUCGACGAUAGCUUCGAGGGGAGGUGGGUCGUCUCCGGCAAGGACGAGUACACAGGUGUAUGGAAGCACGCCAAGAGUGAUGGCCAUGAGGACUACGGUCUACUUGUUAGUGAGGUGGCCAAGAAAUAUGCCAUAAUUAAGGAGCUUGAUGUCCCAGUUAUUUUGAAGGAUGAGACAGUUGUCCUACAGUUUGAAGUGAGGCUUCAAAAUGGCCUUGAGUGUGGAGGUUCCUAUCUUAAGUACAUCCGCCCUCAAGCUGACACAUGGGACGCCAAGGAGUUUGAUAAUGAGACUCCUUACACCAUUAUGUUUGGUCCUGACAAAUGUGGUUCAACCAACAAGGUGCACUUCAUUCUGAAGCACAGGAAUCCCAAGACUGGCAAAUAUGUCGAACAUCAUCUCAAGUUCCCACCAUCUGUACCGCAUGACAAGCUCUCCCAUGUCUACACUGCUAUCUUGAAGCCAGAUAAUGAGGUGAGAAUUUUGAUUGACGGGGAGGAAAAAAAGAAGGCAAACUUCCUGUCUGCUGAUGAUUUUGAGCCUGCACUUAUCCCACCCAAGACCAUUCCUGACCCUGAUGACAAGAAGCCAGAGGACUGGGACGAGAGAGCUAAAAUCCCUGAUCCAGAUGCUGUGAAGCCCGAGGACUGGGAUGAGGAUGCCCCAAUGGAAAUCGUUGAUGAGGAGGCCACCAAGCCGGAAGGAUGGUUGGACGAUGAGCCUGAAGAAAUUGAUGACCCUGAAGCUGCCAAGCCUGAAGAUUGGGAUGAUGAGGAAGAUGGAGAAUGGGAGGCACCAAGGAUGGACAACCCAAAGUGUGAAGAGGCACCUGGAUGUGGGGAGUGGAAGAAGCCUAUGAAACAGAAUCCUGCUUACAAGGGCAAGUGGCAAGCACCUCUGAUUGACAAUCCCAGCUACAAAGGAGUCUGGAAGCCCCAAGAAAUCCCCAACCCUGAGUUCUUUGAACUAGACAAGCCAGAUUUUGAUCCAAUUGGUGCUAUUGGGAUUGAGAUCUGGACAAUGCAAGAUGGCAUUCUGUUUGACAACAUUUUGAUUGCUGACAGUGAGAAGGUUGCCAACUCUAUACUAGAGAAGACAUGGAAGCCCAAAUAUGAAGUUGAGAAAGAAAAGGAGAAAGCUGAGGAAGCUGCUGCAGGUCCUAAUAGUCUUUCUGAGUUACAGAAGAAGAUUUUUGAUGUUCUGUACAAGAUUGCUGACAUUCCAUUCUUGGAACCUUACAAGUCCAAGAUCAUUGAUGUAAUCGAGAAGGGGGAGACGCAGCCCAACGUCACAAUUGGAAUUUUGGUAUCCAUUGUUGUCGUCAUUGUGACCGUUCUUUUCAAGAUCCUGUUCGGCGGCAAGAAGCCACCGGUCCCUGUGAAGCCUGCUGCUGUCUCCAAGAAGCCCCAGGCUGCAGCGGCAGACGCAGCUGGAAGCAGUGGUGCUGACAAGGAGGAGAAGGAGGAUCCUGCAGCGCCACGCAGGAGGUCCAGAAGGGAGACGUAGUUUUCAGUCUUGUUUUGACUCCUUAUCUCAGCCAUCUCUGGCACCUGCUUUUUUGAGAACAUGGCUCUUGAUGUUUUUGAGUGUAUAAUAGGAGAUCAUAGACACCUCUGCUACUUCCCUGCUUAUAAUUUGUUACCCACAGUUUAAAUGGUUAGAGCUCUACGAGCUGUAGAUGUUAGCCUCGAUGUUCAGUUUAUGACUUUCAGUGCUGUGCGGCUGUUCUCUGAGGCUGCUGAUGAGGAGCUUGGCCCAGUUAGACCAAGAGGCAAGUCUCUCUAAGGAUUUGUAAGAUUUUCUGAUAAUACCUUUUGCCUUCAAGAAAGAUUAAUUUUACUGCCACUACA
Molecule: messenger RNA, 2026 nt
Organism: Brachypodium distachyon (stiff brome)
Lineage: Eukaryota; Viridiplantae; Streptophyta; Magnoliopsida; Poales; Poaceae
Product: calnexin homolog
Exons: 6
Coding region: 75-1682 (535 amino acids)
Biological process (GO): protein folding
Cellular component (GO): endoplasmic reticulum membrane; endoplasmic reticulum
Molecular function (GO): calcium ion binding
Source: RefSeq, a predicted model, not a curated record